AUGAAUGAAAAGGAAAUCAAGAACACUCGCAAAGCACGCUUGACAAGAUCAUCAUGUGCAUGCAUUAAAAGGACUCAAAAUUCUAUAUAUUUGAAGGGAGAAAAUAAAAACCUCAAAACCAAACCAUAUAUGCGAACCCUUUUGUUGUUGUUGUAAUUUGCAACUAUGAAGCAAAACCAGCACCCAUUAAUAAUAUUAGCUUUCAACUUGCUUCUUUUCUUUAUGAUUUUUCUCGUAUGCCCAACUUACUCGUUAACGAUUCCAAGAUUGAGUCCCAUUGCUGAAUGGGAAAAGACUACUACUGCUGAUGAUUAUUCAGAUGUGAAAACAUUUUAUUACAAUCAAACUUUAGAUCAUUUCAACUAUAAUCCUCAAAGCUACCAAAUAUUUCAGCAAAGAUAUCUCAUCAAUUUCAAAUAUUGGGGCGGGGCUAAUUCUAAUGCUCCAAUAUUUGCCUUGUUAGGUGCUGAAGAACCAAUUGAUAGUUCUCCCCCAUUCAUUGGAUUUUUAACAGAUAAUGCUGCUUCCUUUAGUGCUUUAAUAUUAUACAUAGAGCAUCGAUAUUAUGGAAAAUCUGUGCCAUUUGGUUCUAGAGAAGAAGCAGUGAAGAAUGCAAGUACUAUUGGAUAUUUCAAUUCAGCUCAAGCACUAGCAGAUUAUGCACAAGUCAUCAUACAUGUAAAAAAGACACUACACGCCAAAAAUUCACCCGUCAUCGUAAUUGGAGGAUCAUACGGUGGAAUGCUUGCCACAUGGUUUAGGCUCAAAUAUCCACACUUAGCCAUUGGUGCCUUGGCUUCAUCGGCUCCAAUUCUCUACUUUGAUCAUAUUACACCACAAGAUGCCUACCACUCAAUUGUGUCAAGGGAUUUUCGAGAAGCUAGUAAGACAUGCUAUGAAACUAUAAGAAAGUCUUGGGCUGAAAUUAAAAGAGUAGCUUCUCAAUCAAAUGGUCUUUCCAUUCUUAGUCAGAAAUUCAACACUUGCGAACCAUUAAACCAAAUUGAUGGCUUAGUAUACUCUUUGGAACUAAUGUAUAUAUCUGCGGCACAAUACGAUCGUCCACCAGAUUAUCCAGUUAAUGUGAUUUGUGGCGGUAUUGAUGGAGCUUCUUCUAAAAGUUCAGAUAUUCUCAGCAACAUAUAUGCAGGUGUUGUGGCUUUUACGAAAAGCAACGACACAUGCAAAGUUUAUUAUGGCCCAUUUAAUGGAUCUGAGACCAGUGAGGGUUGGAGGUGGCAGACAUGUAGUGAAAUGGUGAUACCCAUCAGCAUAGGAAACAAUUCCUUAUUAGAACCUUCCCCUUUUAAUUAUGAGAGCUUUGCGAGGGAUUGCAAGGAAAAAUUUGGUGUUGCCCCUCGACCCCAUUGGGUCACUACUUAUUAUGGAGGCCAUGAUAUCAAGUUAGUUCUUAAAAAGUUUGGCAGCAACAUCAUUUUCUCAAAUGGGUUAAGAGACCCUUAUAGUAGUGGCGGGGUUCUUAACAACAUAUCAGAUAGUCUUAUUGCUGUCCACACAGUUAAUGGAUCUCAUUGCUUGGAUAUGUUGGGUGCAAAGAAAACUGAUCCAAACUGGUUGGUGGAACAACGGAAGACAGAGAUUAAGAUUAUGAAAGGGUGGAUCACUCAAUACUAUGCUGAUCUUAAAUAAGUCCAUUCAAAGACAUGAAAAUUUCAUAUAUAUGACUAUAUGAGGUCUUUAUUUGUGAAACUCAAAUAAAAGAGUUAGUUUUGGUUAAUCCAUUAUUACUUUAA
Arachis ipaensis is the source of this 1754-nucleotide messenger RNA. RefSeq lists its product as uncharacterized. Gene Ontology annotation, biological process: proteolysis. Gene Ontology annotation, molecular function: dipeptidyl-peptidase activity; serine-type exopeptidase activity. Lineage: Eukaryota; Viridiplantae; Streptophyta; Magnoliopsida; Fabales; Fabaceae. The record is from RefSeq and is a predicted model, not a curated record.